Messenger RNA from Stylophora pistillata, 2967 nucleotides. RefSeq lists its product as uncharacterized. Lineage: Eukaryota; Metazoa; Cnidaria; Anthozoa; Scleractinia; Pocilloporidae. The record is from RefSeq and is a predicted model, not a curated record.
ACCAAAAAAAAAAUAUUCAUUCGACACGACGAUCGAGAUAAACCAAAGAGAUCGCAAUUUUUUUUCUGUGAAAACUGAAUCUCAACACCACUAACGAUUACAAUCGAGAAUUCCGUUGCAAAUUGCGGUGUUGCAAUUUCGGAAAAGUCAUCUAUUUUUAACCCAGGCAUUGAGAAUGUUUUUCUAUAAGUUCUUCCUGUGCAUUUUUCCGGUAGUUUAGCAUUUCUUUUGAGUAGAAUGCAUUUAUUUUCGAAUUUAUUUAAUCUGGAUUUGCAUCAACAAAAUCUUAGCGACACAUCGAGCGGAAUUAGACUUCAGCGAUCCUCUACGAUUAUAAAUACAGACUUUUCACACAUUGAAUUUCUACCACGCGCCUUAAGAAAUGUAAUUUUUUAAAAAGAAGAUGGCUUUGAAAGUCGUCAACGGACUUCUACUCCUUUGUUUACUUCAGAUUUUGAACGAUUUCAAUGGAAUAUAUGGCUUGUCGAAUCGUCGGCUUCAGCGACCGAAGUCUUUGAAAGGAAAAUUAUCCGAUCAUGAAAACUCUAGACUACACGAGAAUUUGUUUGAGCAGCGCCAAAAUAUUCGUGGAUCUUCCUUUCUGGGAAAAACUGCGGGCAAAUCGCAACAGACGGAGAAUUUUUUCAAAGCUGAAGACAAUGAGGAUGGAAAUUCGCUGAUAAACAUGAAGAAAUUUCUAAACAGGCCUUAUCACGGUGGAGAAUCGACUAAAAAGGUGUAUUCUUCGCAGGAAGCAACACCAUCAUUUGUCCAAUCGGUUCGAAGAUUGAACAAGGACUAUGUAUUUCGAAACGUUGUUUACGACGACAACUUCAAGUCUUACGCAGUAGCCUACUCUCCAAAGGAACAUUCAGAAACUAAUUGGUACAUCACAGCUGUGGCCGGGGCUGUUAUUUUGGUAGUUGUUGUGGCCCUCUGCGUUCAUGUCCCUUGGGGUUGCCUGUGGGGGCGCCAAUGAAGUGAACACGAUGCCAGUUGUCCAAUCGCAGCUUCAGAGAAAGGAAUGUGCGGAAAAUGUAUGCUGCACAGAAAUGAAACCACAAACACCAUGACUUAUAGCGAAAAACCGCAUCACGCCAGUGUUACCAUGGCUACCAGCAACAAGCAUCAUCGAGCAAGUUCAGGGAGCUUUUAUUCACAGAACUCUUUGCCACAUAACACUAAACAACAUGGGAAACUAAAUCAAGCCAAAAGUAAAGUAUCAAGCUUGUUUAAGGGAUCACACGGAAGCCACUUUUACGAGCCUGCAGGAUAUCGUUACAAACGCCUGAGAACUACAGAAAAAAAUGAAUCACAGCACACCAAUUAUGAACCUGAAUGGACGAGUAUUGGUGCCUUUUUGAAUCGAAGACCCAGCAGUUACGGAAGCACGAGAGAAUCUAAGGAAAAAUUUGUGGAUCGCUAUGGAAGACGGUCACGUGAUUCACUUGACGCAGACGACGAGGUGGUAGAGUACGCCCUAAAACUCCGGCCCCGGAGACGGCAGAUGAUAGAGCUGCAAGAGUUCCCCCUGGGAUUUUCAAAGAGCUAUCUAAACAUCGACUUAGAGUCUGACCCCGGGGUUGUUUUUGACCCGUGCCGGGAUCAACUGCGCAGGAAGAAGACCAAGGCUUCCGGGAGAUUGACUUUCUCUGACUCUGAUUUAAGAAAGCUCUCCUGUAUGGACAAACUUGGAACGUACAAUGAUUCGGAAAAUCUGUUUGAUGGUGGAAAAAAACGGAGGAAGAGCAGUUUGAAAACAGGAUCUAGAAAAGGAAAGUCAAAUGCAAAAGUUGUGACCUUCUUUCCAUCUAACUUGAGCUACGAUGCACAAUUUGUUCAAAUUCUCCCAAGAGACAAAAUGGCGGAAACUAAAGAGGGAGAAUUCGAGAAACGUUUCAUUUCUCUUCAUCGCGAACCUCAAAAUAGUUUAUCACGUAUUGACACCAAGGCCACACCCAGCCUCAACCAGACCAAGGCUGGUUUUAAUGAUCUUAGGAAAAUCGCUGGGAACACAAAAGAUGAGUUUCCUUUCACUGACAGCCAAAAGGCAAAAACCAAAGAACAUGCCAUAGAUUGUGACAUGAAUGUGCAAAGUUUCUACAUGGAGGAUAAGAGAGAUGAAAUGCUACAAACACGUGACUGUGCCAGCUCCUACAUUAAUUACGGUUGCAGAUCUUCCACAGAAGUCUUAACUGAGUCUAAAGAAAAACUGACUGGCAAUUUUGAGUCGCUAUCAAGUUCAUUUUCAGAUUUGCAGAAGAGUGAUCGCGUUUACAAGCCGGAGCCAUUGGCUGGACUGCUCUCCCCAGUUCGCAGAGCAAGUCCAAAGAGAGGUACCAGAAAGGAUAUCGUGACGUCACAGGCUGCGGGAGACUUGGUCUGUGUUAGUUCAUACGUACAACCGCUGAGUUUAGGAAGCCCCAAGAGAGCAGCGUCUAACGGAUGCAAUAUCUAUCAACCCCAACUUGAUGAUACGAGGCCAUUUCAAUCCCACAAAUCACAAAGUGACUUUGAACAGGAGAUGUUGCGCAUGGAAAAAACGUCAUGUUAUGAUUCCCUUCAGCAAUAUCCAGAAAAGGAAACAAGAACUGAGAGCUGAAAGGAUGUAUCAUGAAAUCAUAAGCUGAAUUGAGUUGAUUCAAAAUCGAUUUACUCAGGCUAACCGGAUAAUGCAAUUUAUCGUGUUGCGAAAGUGUGACUGUCAGUGACUUGGCAGUGUAGACAAAAAUUAUUUCGGGCUAUGAGGAUUAUUUUUCCAUUGACAAAUCUCUAAUUUCAGUAGCCAUUUUAGAGGAGAUCUGUCUGGCCCUGAUCAGCUGUAAACGAUCAGAAAUUACGAUCAAUUUAGCAAGUUUCACAAGUUCUUACUCAUCAGGUCUGACUGAGACUUAAUGAGAUCCUGCCAUGCCUAGAUUCAGCUGGAAGGGACCAUGAAUGAAGAAUAAAGACUCACCUCAAAAUUUC